Messenger RNA from Melozone crissalis (California towhee), 1995 nucleotides. Its product is annotated as acrosin-like. Gene Ontology annotation, biological process: acrosome reaction; proteolysis. The transcript has 6 exons. The coding region runs from base 1 to 1995 and encodes 664 amino acids. Gene Ontology annotation, molecular function: serine-type endopeptidase activity. The record is from RefSeq and is a predicted model, not a curated record. NCBI's taxonomy places the organism in Eukaryota, Metazoa, Chordata, Aves, Passeriformes, Passerellidae.
AUGGCGGAGCGGGACGAGCAGUGUCGCACCCCUCCCGUGCUGUCCCCACGGCUGUCGCUGUCCCCCCAGCCCCUGCACCCUCUCCAAGGGGGUGUCCCCGCUGGGGCGGGCUUGAGGAGCAUCCCGGUGCUCCGAACCCUCCGGAUAGCCAUGGGGACGAGCUGGAGCGCCCUCGGUGUGUCCCAGCGCCACCUCAACCGGGGCCUGUCCCCGCUGUCCCCUGCGGGAGGGACCCGCGGCCGCUCGGUGUGCACUGUGGGCACUGCCAGGGCCCUGGGUGUCACCAGAGGUGACAGCUCUGCUCUGGCUCUGCCACCUCCAGUGUUGGCACUGAUGGCUUUGCUGUGGCUGCUCGUGCUGCUGGCCCUGGCUGGGCCCAUGAGGGGCAACUGGGACACUUGCAAGGGCACCUGCGGGCUCCGGCCCUUGAAUUCCGACCACAGCUCUGCUGGCACGUCCCAUGUGGGUGGCACCAGUGUCCAGCCUGGGGCCUGGCCCGGCAUCGUCAGCAUCCAGGCCACCUGGGAGAACGGCACGUGGCACAUGUGCACGGGUGUCCUCCUCAGCUCCCAGUGGGUGCUCACGGUGGCACACUGCUUCGCCAGGGCCGGGGGCAUCUCCACGUGGGACGUGGUGAUUGGGGCCACACAUCUGAGACAGCGAGGCCCCGGGGCUGUGGUGAGACGCAUCCAGAGGCUCCUGAUGCAUCAGCGGUAUGUGACUACCACGGCCAGGAACGACAUUGCCCUGGUGGAGCUGGACCAGCCCGUGGAGUGCAGCGACUACAUCCAGCUGGGCUGCGUGCCCGACCCCUCACUCAGGGUCUCAGAGCUGAAAUCCUGCUACAUCGCCGGCUGGAACUUUGCCAGAGCUCAGGGAGCAGCCAUGGUGCUGCAGGAGUCCAAGGUUCACCUCAUGGACACCGAGCUCUGCAACAGCAGCCGGUGGUACGCGGGGGCUGUUCAUGCUGACAACCUCUGUGCUGGGUACCCACAGGGCGGCAUCGACACCUGCAAGGGGGACAGCGGGGGUCCCCUCGUCUGCAAGGACAAUGCAGCUGACUACUACUGGCUGGUGGGAUUGCACAGCUGGGGAAGAGGCUGUGACAGAGCCAGGCACCCCGGGAUCUACACCUCCACUCAGCACUUCUACAACUGGAUCCUGCUCCAGACGAGCCUGAGCCCUGCAGACAUAAGUGGCACAGCACCAGAGCCGAGGUGUGCCCCGACUCCUAAGGCAGAGCUCACCAUGGCUUCUGAGGAGGCCCCGACACCAGGGCCACAACAAGAGGCGCAAACAGAGCCAACACCAGUGCCAGAGCCCACGCCAGAGCUGGUGGUGCCAGGGCCACAGCCGGUAACAGACCUGACACCAGCGCCAGGGCUGGUGACAGAGCUGAUGCCGGAGCCCGAGUUAGUGCCAGUGCCAGUGCCAACCCCAGAGCCAGAGCUGAUGCCAGAGCCCGAGCCAGUGCCACUGCCAGUGCCAACCCCAGAGCCAGAGCUGAUGCCAGAGCCCGAGCCAGUGCCACAGCCAACCCCAGAGCCAGAGCUGGUAACAAACCUGGUACCAGUGCCAGUGCCAGAUUUAACGCCAGAGCCAACGACAGUGCCUACAACGGUGCCGACGACAGUGCCGACGACAGUGCCCACGACAGUGCCCACGACAGUGCCGACAACGGCGCCGACGACAGCGCCGACGACAGCGCCGACAACAGUGCCGGUGCCAGAGCCAUCGCUAGUGCCAGAGGCGACACCAGAGCCAGAGGAGGAGACAGAGUUGGUGCCCGAGCCGGAGGCAGAGCUGCCGCCGGCGCCGACGACACCAGAGCCAACCAUCCCCCCGGAGCCCGAGGAGCCGGCCCCGACCCCCGAACCAGAACCGACACCGGCAGCUAACAGGCGCCUGCUGAUCUCGGUGCCGUACCAGAGCCUGCUGCAGUUCUGCAACCUGCUGAGGGAUUUCCUGCAGUUCCUGAGGAGCCAGCUGGGCUGA